This is a messenger RNA of Sitophilus oryzae (rice weevil), 1043 nucleotides long. RefSeq lists its product as uncharacterized. The transcript is spliced from 3 exons. The record is from RefSeq and is a predicted model, not a curated record. NCBI's taxonomy places the organism in Eukaryota, Metazoa, Arthropoda, Insecta, Coleoptera, Curculionidae. The coding region runs from base 57 to 764 and encodes 235 amino acids.
GUUCGUUGCAGAGUUCGUUGUUUGAAAGCGAGAGCACGUUACGCUACGCUGUGAUUAUGGACUGGUCGCAAGAAAAAGUCCUGUCAUUUAUACAAUGUUACAAGAAUAGACCGAUACUAUGGGAUCCCAAGCACAGCAAACAUUAUAACAAACGGAAGAAAUUCUAUGUUUGGGCCGAACUAGCGAAGGAAAUGAACACACCGGAGGACGAAUGCAGACGAAAAAUGAUGAGCUUGCUGGCGUCCCUGAGAAGGGAGCGAGCAAAAAUAGCAAAAAGUCGAAGAUCGGGUAAAGGCCCUGGAGAUAUUUAUGUUAGUAAUUGGUUUGCUUAUAAACCGAUGGCGUUUUUGAACCAGAGAAAGCCACAUCCAAAUGCUACUUCCAACAUAAAAUAUUCUCAAGAAAUUGACGAAAAUAUUAACGAAGGUUUCAGUGAGAAUGAAGAAAAAAUGUCAAGUGAUUCUUCCGUUAAGGAAUAUGAGAAUCCUACACCUCUGAUGAAGAUAAAAACUGACACUGAAAUACCAGAAGAACCAGCUAUUUCUACUUACGCUGUUCUAAAGAGAUGCAACGAAACAACCGAAACAUCUGUAAGGACAAUGCCAGAUGAAUCUGAAAGUUUCGGUUUAUUUGUGGGAAACAAACUGAAAUCUUAUUCUCGCGAAACCAGAAACGUGGUACAACAUUUAAUUUCGGAUAUAUUAUUUAAUGCUGACCAAGGUCAGUACGAGAGUAUAAAACAACAAACUGAGGAUAUUUAUUAGCCCAAUAACUUAAUUCGACGAAAGAAUAACAAAUAGACAGUUAGCCCGUGGUUACAUUGGAUGCGUAUCCGUGCGUUUCUUUGGUCGUACGUGCUCAGACGUGCACGCAUCAAAAAACAAACAAAUGCUAUCUACGCAGGCGGUUACAUUGCAUCGGAGUUUGCGCGUCCGUGCACGUACGUCAAAUUCCGUUGGUCGAUGCGUUGGAGGCAGAUGCCGAAAAUUAGAAUAUUAUGGCGAUUAUAAUUAAAUAAUAUACCUACCUAUAUCCACAAAGUU